AUGGCUACUCAGACGCCGGACAGACGGGAUCACAUGCCCAAUAGAAGCGUUUUCUUCCCGCCGUCGUCUCGGGCUCCGUCCGCCGUUGCUUGGUAUGCUGUCGACGAGGGAGAAUUUCGUCGUCCUGCAAAAUACUCAAGUCCCUCAUAUAACUAUUGUUACUGUUACUACUACUAUUACUGCUACUGCUACUACUGCUUUUGCUUAUGCUUCUGCUACCGCUACUAUCCAUCUACUACUGCUGCUUUUACUACUACUCCCACUGCUCCUGCUACUGCUGCUUCUUCUACUACUACUACUACUACUGCUGCUUCUUCUACCCCUACUGCUACUACUACUGCUUUUACUACUACUCCUAUUUCUACUACUACUACUGCUUUUACUACUACUCCUAUUUCUACUACUACUGCUGCUUCUAAUACUACUCCUACUUCUACUACUACUGCUGCUUCUAAUACUACUCCUACUCCUAAUGCUACUGCUACUACUACCACCACUACCCCUACUGCUACUACUACUGCUGCUACACCAAUCAUUACAUUUGCUACGUUGCAGUAG
Macrobrachium nipponense is the source of this 558-nucleotide messenger RNA. RefSeq names its product integumentary mucin C.1-like. The transcript has 2 exons. Lineage: Eukaryota; Metazoa; Arthropoda; Malacostraca; Decapoda; Palaemonidae. Bases 1 to 558 code for a protein of 185 amino acids. The record is from RefSeq and is a predicted model, not a curated record.